Schistocerca nitens (vagrant locust) is the source of this 4078-nucleotide messenger RNA. RefSeq names its product facilitated trehalose transporter Tret1-like. The transcript is spliced from 5 exons. The record is from RefSeq and is a predicted model, not a curated record. Gene Ontology annotation, biological process: transmembrane transport. Gene Ontology annotation, molecular function: transmembrane transporter activity. Gene Ontology annotation, cellular component: membrane. The coding region runs from base 1 to 1284 and encodes 427 amino acids. Lineage: Eukaryota; Metazoa; Arthropoda; Insecta; Orthoptera; Acrididae.
AUGACGACGGCGGGCAUCGUACUGACGUGGACGUCUCCGGCGCUGCCGAAACUGCCGCAGCUGACGGCCUCGGAGGCGGCGUGGGUGGGCUCCCUGGCGUCGCUGGGCGCCGCCGUCGGGCCCUGGCUGGGCGGCUGGCUCUCCGACCGCGUGGGCCGUCGCAACACGGUGCUGCUGGCCGAGCUGCCCAUCGCCGCCAGCUGGCUGGCUCUCCUCUUCUGCGAGUUCCAGCCCACGUGGCUGUGCGUCGUGCGCUUCGUGUCCGGCCUCGGCGUCGGACUCAUCUUCGCCGCCAUGCCGGCGUACGCUGCUGAAGUCUCACAGGCGGAAGUGAGGGGAGGCCUGUGCUCGCUGAUCCAGGCGUCCAACACGCUGGGCUUCAUGAUCGACUACUGCGUGGGCCCGUUCGUGUCGUACACGACGCUGGCGCUCAUCGGGCUGUCGUCGCCGCUGGUGGCCGUGGCGUGCUUCGCCUGGAUGCCCGAGUCGCCCUACUACCUGCUGGCUGUGGGGAAGGACGCCGCCGCCGAGAAGGCGCUGAGCUGGCUGCGGGACCCGGACCGCGACAUCAUGUCGGAACUGCGCGAGAUGAAGAAAGCAGUGGAGGACUCCAAGGUGAACGAGGCGUCGGUGUUGGACCUGUUCCGGUCCCGCAGGUGCCGCCGGGCGCUGGCCAUCUCUCUGGGCGUGGUCUGCGCCGAGCAGCUGGCCGGCAUCAACGCGGUGCUCUUCUACACGCAGAGCAUCUUCAUCGCGGCGGGCGGCGCCGUCAGCGACAGGGUGGCUCCAAUCAUCAUCAACGGCAUCAUGCUCGUGGAGGCGUGCAUCGUGCCCUUCCUGGUGGAUCGCGUCGGCCGCAGAUUCCUGCUGAUCUUCUCUUCCAGCGGCAUGUCUUUCGCUCUGCUGUGCCUGGGCGUCUACUUCUACCUCCGUGAGACCGGGAAGUACGUAGGCAACAUCGGAUGGGUUCCCGUUGUCUCCCUGAUUCUCUACAUCGUCGUCUAUACGCCAGGUUACGGCUGUCUUCCUUACACGGUGACUGGCGAAGUAUUCCCGCCGAAUGCAAAGUCCGUGGCGAUGCCAAUGGCCGCUUUCGUGACGUGGUUCACGUCCUUCCUGGUCACCAGAUUCUUCGGGGACAUCGUCGCCGUCGUUGGGAACUACGGCCCGUUUUUCGUCUUCUCCGGGUGUGCACUCCUAGCUUCGUUCUACGUGUACUUCGUGGUGCCCGAAACGAAUGGGAAGACUUUAGAAGAAAUACAGGAUAUGCUCGGCGAGGAAUAAUCGUGACAUACGAAGUGUGGUAACUAUUACCGCUAUGAGAGCCAGAUACCUGCACUGAGAAAUGGAGAGGAAGACGUGUGUUUUGCAUUUUCCCAAAUGUUUGGAUGCAGAAUAAGAAGGUGGCAACACUUCUUAACAUGAUUCGUCUAAGAAUGGUCAUUACGCACAGUGCAUGCAUUAAUGCGUGCAAAAUAGAGAUGCGGCGUUCGCUAUUAAGAAAUUAACUGCUGCGGAUCAUGUGGCUUAUGUCUUUGAAGGUAGAAGGAUCACGCUUUCGUGUGAUCUACAACACAAAAAUACUCAGGGAGCGGUAUAUGUGUUACCAAGUAUGCUCUGUACUUCGUGAAAACUGACGGUGUCCUUUUAAAUAGUGUGAAGAAUUAGAAAAUAGGAGUAGAGGCUAGUCAUCUAACGAUGCAUAAUUCAGUACAUGAGUGCGACAGAGAGAAGAAUCUCGUCUGGGGAUGCUGAGCCACCAUCUCUGGUGUUGACAGAGAGUCCGGAUGUCCGCCUAGACAAGAUGUAUCCAGGCUCCGUCAGAACGAGUAUGGUGGCUAUUGCGAGAACUAGCAAACUGCUGGUAGCACAAACACGCACCACACUUUCGUAGGAGGCAUACUAUACGGUGGAAUAAACAUACGGUCCACCAAAUGGCACUUGUAGAAGGCUACUUCUAGCAAGGGACUCAACUUUAAUCCAUUUUCACAGAAACGACGCUGGCCAGUGGAAGACUUCAAUACAGAAAAUCUGCUGUUUAGAAGUUCGUCACAUAACUGUGCAGGCUGCAGUAUGAAAUAUAGAAUUCGUAACUCUGUGACUAAAUGUGGUGCAAUGUCGCAGCCAUAGAUUCAAUCGUGGAAAGCAAACUUUUUCAUCCUUUGAGAUAUCACACUGUUUUCUCUCUCUUCUAGCGCAGAAAAUGGUAUUACCCUUUUUCGACUGACGUACUUGGGAUUAAGAAUAGUUGUACACUCUACACUAUAGCAUGGCUUUGUUCUUCCGAUUGUACAGAAGCUCCAUCGUGUAACACUGUAUGCAGUGUCAGCAAGUCAUAAUGGAUUUUCUUUUUCCGUAAACAAAUGGUUGUGAUUCCGUUGUGCAUCAAGAUUCUCGAGGAGGUCCACAUGGGAAAUGGGGACAGUUGACCGCCACGUAUACUGCUGCCACGAUUACUGUGUUGGGAAUCGCCCACGGAAUCCAUGCGGUAGGGUGUUAGGGCGCCGCAUUUCAGCAGCUCGGUAAGGGCUGAAUGAGGAAGCUGCAGAAAAAAGAUUGAAGACGUUACUUCGAUGCUGUAAUGUAAAGGACCGUAUCCAUUUCUGACUGCAGAUAAGAACAGCAGUCUCAACAAGGAAUUGUCACAAUUUCCCGCUAAUAGAGUAACAACUCAGAAAACUCAAAAUACAUGAUUUCUAAAGCUGCAGUAUUACUAUUCGCAGCUGUCAACAUAAAAUCUGCAGUUGAGUGGAGUAGCAGAUAGUGGAUGCCAAAUGGGGCUAUGUGCGAGGGCAAUAUUAAGCAUGUAGCCCGAUUUACAUCUCGACAUAGAAGAAUUCAUGAAACAUCACAUUCUUGGAUCUUUUCUUGUGUUUACAGUGACAGCUCAAGACCGUAAGUCUUUCUUUGACGAAGACUCCAAAGGAAAAACAAUGCAGAAUAGUGUGAUCCAGUGAUCCGGGCCGCCAGCUAAAGUUGCCGUAUCCAGAAAUCGCACUUCCUGGAACAUCUCUUCGAAACUGGCACAGUGAACAGUUGCCCAAUUUUGUUGGAACCAUAUGUUAGGCAACAUCCACAGCAAACAAUGGCGGAAGGAGUGUCGAGAAUGUGUCGAUAAGAUUCAACAGUCAGAGCACCGGUACUCUCUUUUUGACUUUCGAAAGAAAAAAAAAGAAAGAAAAGAACGUGGAACACACUAUGGGCAAUUAUUGUACAUCAAAGUCACUUGUUGGCCAAGAAAAUAUAUUCAUGAAAGUGGUUUCUGGCUGGUUCUUUUAUACGGUCAGCCUCGUCUAUUACCAUUAGCUUCUUGUGAAAAUUUGAGUUUUCGAACAGCAUGUGGAAUUAAUUUGCAACCUCUAGUUGAUACAGUUAGUAUUAAACUCUGAACAAGCUGAAUUAUGUGUGUAUGUCAGCCUUUACGCCUUCGUUCACGCAUGAUGUGUUGAUGACAAGCUCUUGACAAUGGCGGCGAGUCAGUUUCUGAGUACUGUUUAUUAGUAACGGACUGACAGUUUAGAAAUUCUGUGGACAGCGAGCUGUGUUUGGACGCCCGAGUUGGAGACGUUGGUUAACAUUGUGCUCAUGAUAUAAUUUCUCUACAUGUCCUUUCAUGAUCUGUUUUGAAGGAACAAUGCGAAUAAUGAAUCUUCAUUUGAAUUUUCUGCGAGCUUCCAUAAGGCAGCAACCGUGAAUGAAAAAUAUUUUCAGAAAUGCUAAAAGUCCUUGUUGUGACAAUCUAUUGGUACCUCAAUCUUGUAGGACACGUCUUAUAUUUUCAACGGAGAGAAAUGUAAGAAAUGUAAAAUAUUUCAGAUAACUGUAGUUAUGUACAUUUGCAGCGCUUCUUACUUUAGAAACACCUGCGAAAAAAUACGUUGUUAUUUCACAUAGUCAAAUUGGAGAUAAAUGUUCUGUAUUUAUUGAAUAAACAUUUUGAUUCAAUAAACGCAGAUCGAUUCCAUACAAUUUGUCUAUGUCAGACAACAACAUCAAUGUGCCACAUCAGGAGAAUGAAGACUAUAAAAAACUUUUGUAAGAUCUGAACAUGGCUAAUUUAGCAGAAACUAGUUAUCAA